This is a messenger RNA of Heteronotia binoei (common prickly gecko), 933 nucleotides long. RefSeq names its product olfactory receptor 1L4-like. The transcript has a single exon. NCBI's taxonomy places the organism in Eukaryota, Metazoa, Chordata, Lepidosauria, Squamata, Gekkonidae. The coding region runs from base 1 to 933 and encodes 310 amino acids. The record is from RefSeq and is a predicted model, not a curated record. Gene Ontology annotation, biological process: G protein-coupled receptor signaling pathway. Gene Ontology annotation, molecular function: olfactory receptor activity; G protein-coupled receptor activity. Gene Ontology annotation, cellular component: membrane.
AUGGCUUUUCAGAGCAACACAACUUGUUACUAUGGAUUCAUCCUACAAGGUCUCUCCAAUCAGCCGGAACAUGAGCGUCUCUUCCUCCCCAUCUUCUUCUUCUUCUACCUGAUGAUCCUUCUAGGCAAUCUGCUGAUCACUCUCCUUAUCUACUACAAUGCCCGCCUCUACCAGACCCCCAUGUAUUUCUUCCUCAGCCAUCUCUCAUUGGUUGAUGUGGGGCUUUCCUCCUCUACCAUUCCCAAGUUGCUGCAUAACCUACUGACUCAUACCAAAAGCAUAUCCUAUGGUGGGUGCCUGUCUCAAAUGUUCUUCUUCUUGGGCUUUGGAAUCACAGAAAGUUUCCUCCUGUCCUCCAUGGCCUAUGAUCGGUACGUGGCCAUCUGCCACCCAUUUCGUUACGCCAUUCUGAUGAAUCUGAGGAAUUGUCUGCUCUUGGCUUCCGGCUGUUGGCUUUUGGGUUUCCUCAACUCCCUGCUCUACACUGUGCAGAUGUCUCGUCUUUCCUUCUGUGGCUCCCGGGAGAUCCCCCACUAUUUUUGUGACCUCCAUCCUUUAAUCAAGCUCUCCUGCUCUGACACCUCAGCCAUUCAGAUGACCACCCUCACCGAGGGGACGGUGACCAUGGUGGGACCCUUUGCAGUCACCAUCCUCUCUUACUCCCUCAUCUUCUACAAAGUUCUCAGGAUCCCAUCAGCAGCUGGGAAGCGUAAAGCCUUUUCGACCUGCAGUGCCCAUCUCACCUCGGUGGUUCUGCUUUUUGGGACAGUGAUUGCUGUAUAUCUCCAUCCCACCGCCACGUAUUCCAGCCCCAAGGUCCGGGUGAUGUCCGUAGCCUACACAGUUGUGACGCCCAUGCUCAACCCUUUCAUCUACAGCCUGAGGAACUCUGAGAUCCAGCAGGCUCUGAGGAAGUGCCUAGGGGUCAUCUGA